This is a messenger RNA of Rhea pennata, 1829 nucleotides long. It is a transcript of the gene SVIP, whose product is annotated as small VCP interacting protein. The record is from RefSeq and is a predicted model, not a curated record. Bases 87 to 329 code for a protein of 80 amino acids. Gene Ontology annotation, cellular component: endoplasmic reticulum membrane. Gene Ontology annotation, biological process: negative regulation of VCP-NPL4-UFD1 AAA ATPase complex assembly; negative regulation of retrograde protein transport, ER to cytosol; positive regulation of autophagy. NCBI's taxonomy places the organism in Eukaryota, Metazoa, Chordata, Aves, Rheiformes, Rheidae. The transcript is spliced from 4 exons.
CGGGCGCAGCGGCGGGCGCGGGCGGGGCGCUGCCGCCGCCUCCCCAACGGCCGCUUCCACCAGCGCGGCCCGCGGCGGCGGCCGCCAUGGGGCUCUGCCUGCCCUGCAUGGGCGGCGCCGUCAAGGACGUGGUGGAGACGCCCGACCCGGAAAUAAAAAGAAGACAGCUAGCAGAAGCUGCUGAAAAGAGACAGAUGGAGGCUUCCUCUCGUGGUAUUAAGAAUGCUUAUUCUGUAGAGCAAAAGAAAAAGAAGCAAGAAGAAAUAGAAAAAAGAAUGGCAGCUUCAGGUUCUGGAGGAGGAGGAGGACUGAGAUGGCAGGUCGGGUAAAGAGCAUGACUUCUGAAGAGGAUUGAUGUUUACUGCCAAUAACUUGCCAAUUUCUGCAGCUGAGCGGCACUUAUUCACAUGGCUUUUGCUGUUUGCGUACGAAGACUCAGCAGUACAUUGCCAUUGCAGGAAGGCAGAUGGUGGAAACGUAUACUAAGAAGAUGAAGGACUGAAGCCUCUGAACAUAGAGUUUUGGCCAAUUUUUGUUUUUUAUUAUACCUGCAUGUUUUAUUGUGUCCUUGGCAAGGGAGCAAGAUGAGCAUUCUCACACAUAAAUGACCUCCCACGUCAGUCUGUGUAUGCUGUCUUGUCAGUUCUUGUAUGUCUGGCUGUAUGUAACCAGCUUAGGCAUGGUUCAAGUGACCACUUGUUUUUGACAUUUAUUUCAAGCUGUGCAGUUAAAAGUUGUCUCUAAGUCCUCAUAAAGAAAGUUGUUCCUAACUAUGUAUUCAGAUAUAUGGAUGACAGCAUUUUCUUCCAUUCCCUAAUGAUUUUUGGACUGCUAUGGAUUUAGUGCCUUUUUUAAAAAGAUUGAUGAUGGCCGUUAGAAAUGGAAGCAUUUUGUGACACUUCAAUAAGAGUAGCAUCCUUUAUAAACCCUGUAUACUUAUCCUGAGAAAACUGCUUUACUGAGUUUAACUGUUGUUCCCAUCUUCAGAUGUGAAUUUCUUUUGAGCCUCUAAGUAUUUAUAGUGUAUACUGGAAGUUAAACACAAGAUUAAAAAUACUCUUUAUUAAUUGUUCUACUUUGUAACACAGGAGGGCAGUGCUGCACUCCUGAGGAUUUUUUUGGGGGGGGGGAGGGGGGGAAGAGCAAAAGACCUAUUACAUCAUCUCUUGGAUGGUUGAUUUCCUAAAGUUCUGUACUAUCUGAGUGGGUUUGUUACAGUGCAGUAAUAUUUGCCAAAUGCCAGAAGCUCUGUCACUUUUUUCUAUGUCCAGGAAUGUUCCAUAAUCCUUUUCCCAAAUGUGAAACUGCCUUUGAUUAUUUACAGCUACCUAAACUAUGGUGUUAUAACCAGACUUCCAAACCAGUGACCUCAAGCUGCUGCUUUAAUAGAUGAAAAAAUUGUUGCAGCAUGAUCAGCACUAGGAAACUGUCUCUUAUCUCCCUGGAGGGCAUUAUGUUUGACCUUAGUACGUCACCGACCCCCUUCUUGACCUAGUUUGGGCUUUAGAAGCCUUUUUAAUUUAAGGGGGGAGGGGGAAGGGGGAAAUGUUCUUUUACCUCCCCAGACAGGGUCUCACACUAUGUUAGGAGCCCAGUCUUGACAAAACUAGUUUCCUGGCCUGGCAUUCAUAAUUCAGUUAAGAGAGACUUUUCAAUAUUAAUUAUAUAAUAGUGUUAGGGCUAAAAAAUUGUGGCCUUGGCAGUUGAUGAGUACCUCCUGUUUCACUUGAUUGUUGAUACUUGUUCUCUUCACUGUAUUAAUUGGUCUAAGUGAGUUCUUGAAUCUAAUGAAAAUACAUUAAAAUGUAAUAAAAACGUACUAAAUGUUA